AGUACCUGCCGUAGCUGCAGAGGAAGGUGGACAAAGAGCCACACAGAGGGAGAGACUGAGCUGUCAGCCCAUGACACACAGUGGAGGGCUGUGCACAGAGAUAAGGGGUCACACGGAGCCCCCAGGACGUAGCAGGCAAUUGUGUCCUGUAAUAGGACAAACACACAGCGCUGCCUCUCUGAGGGGCCCCGGCCCUCUCCCCCACCCCAUCCCACCUGGCAUAGCUGUCAGAGACAUGGCUCGUUGCCUUGGCAUGCAACGUGCCAUCUCCCUGGCACAUUCUCUGGUCGUGGAACUGAGGGACGGGACCUUGCCAACUGGGGCUCCCGCGGUCAUUGUGGUUGUCCACUCUGGAGGACUGGAGGGCUGCUUUUCCACCUGCUCAAUGGGAACCUAAAGUGCACCUCCAGUGGCCUCCAUAUGUCACCCAGUUUCCCCAUCCAUUCACUGCACUUUGACAGGACAGAAUCUGCAGCAAGAUUAAACGGCAUUUCAUUGCCAAACAGCAGGUUCAGCAGCGCAGCCCUUCAUCCCCUUCUGGUUCACGGUGGAGCCCCAGGACACACUGGCCAUCCGGAGCAACGCGGCAGUGCUCAACUGCUCAGCCCACAGCGAUGCAGCCACACCGGCGCGCGUAGAGUGGAAGAAGGACGGCACCUUCAUGAGCCUGGUUUCAGACGAGAGACGGCACAUACUUCCCGAUGGCGUGCUGUUCUUCACCCAUGUGGUCCACUCCAAGCACAAUAAGCCUGAUGAGGGCACCUAUCAGUGCGUUGCCACUAUCGACAACCUGGGCUCCAUUUCAAGCCGCACGGCACGCCUCUCUGUAGCAGGGAUGCCCAGGUUUGCCAGCCAGCCAGCGCCGGCCACCGUGCGUCUAGGGGACAGUCAGGUGAUGGCAUGUGAGGUCAACUCAGAUCUGGUGCCCUUCACCCGGUGGGAGAAAGACCGUCAACCCCUGGAGCUGAGCAGCAAGUUGGCCCAGCUGCCAAGCGGAGCCCUGGUGAUCAGCAACGCCUCGGAGGCCGACGCUGGCCUCUACCGCUGUCUGGUGGAAAAUGUGGGUACACCCAAGUCCAGCGACGAGGCCCAGCUCCAGAUACUGCCAGAAACUGGAGAAGAGAGGAAGCUGGAGUUCCUGGUGCAGCCUGUGUCUGUGACCAAGGUGGUGGGAGCCAGCGUGCUGCUGCCCUGCGUGGUCACCGGUUACCCUGCGCCGCACGUCCGUUGGAUGUUUGGAGAAAAGCUGCUACAAGAAAGUGAGGGUCGUGUGGAGGUUCUGGGAGGAGGCAGUCUCCAGAUCUCCAAUCUCACAGAGGAGGAUGCCGGCGUCUACACCUGCAUGGUGGACAAUUCUAACACCACCAUUGAAGCCCAGGCCCAACUCACAGUACAAGUUCCUCCCCAGUUUGUCAAGCGGCCAGCCAACAUUUAUGCCCAUGAGUCCAUGGACAUCGUCUUUGAGUGUGAAGUUUCAGGGUCACCAGCUCCAACUGUCAAAUGGGUCAAGAAUGGAGAUGCUGUCAUCCCGAGUGACUACUUUAAAAUAAUUAAGGAGCACAACCUGCAGGUUCUGGGUCUAGUCAAGUCAGAUGAGGGUUUCUACCAGUGCCUUGCGGAAAAUGAUGCCGGGAACAUCCAGUCCAGUGCCCAGCUCAUCAUCUUGGAUUAUGACGUAGCCCUGCCCUCUUCCCCUCCCCCCUCACUGACUCCUAACACUACUGACCAUGUAACGCCAGGCUCCGGAGGUGUAGCCAGUCCGGCAGGGCCCACCCCCUCUGCCCCCCGCGACGUCGUGGCUUCACUGGUCUCCACCCGCUUCAUCAAGCUGACCUGGCGCCCACCAGCCGAACCGCACGGAGACGAGUUAACCUACUCCGUUUUCUACAGCCAGGAAGGCACUAGCAGGGAACGAGUCGUGAACACCAGCCGCCCAGGGGAGAUGCAGGUGACCAUCCAGAAUCUCAUGCCAGACACCAAAUAUCGCUUCAGGGUGGUGGCCCACAACAGCAACGGCCAGGGCGAGAGCUCCACGGCGCUCAAAGUGGCCACCCAGGCUGAAGUCCAAGUGCCCGGCCCUGCUCCUAACCUGCAGGCAGUGUCGAACGCGCCGACCUCUGUCUCUCUGACCUGGGACAAGCCUCUCACUGGCAACGGGGAGAUCCUCACCUACAAGUUGUACUACACGGACAAAAGCGUUGGCAACGAACAGGACAUUGACAUAGACGGUCAGUCCUACACCAUGACUGGGCUGAAGAAGAACGCAGAGUACAGUUUCCGUGUGGUGGCCAACAACAAGCACGGUCCAGGUGUCUCCACGGAGGACAUCGUUGUUCGUACCCUGUCUGACGUACCAAGCGCCCCUCCUCAAAACCUCACUCUGGAGGUCCAGAACUCAAAGAGCAUCAUGCUUCGCUGGCAGCCCCCUCCCCUUAACGGCCAGAAUGGGGAGAUCACGGGCUACAAGAUCCGAUACCGGAAAGGAUCCCGGAGGAGUGAGGCAGCCGAGACCACCGGAGGCACCCAGCUUAACAAGCUCAUUGAUGGUCUGGAGCGCGGGACAGAGUAUUCCUUCCGGGUGUCGGCCAUGACGGUGAACGGCACGGGACCGGCCACCGACUGGACCACGGCAGAGACGUUUGAGAGCGACCUGGAUGAAUCCCGUGUACCAGACCAGCCCAGUUCUCUCCAUGUCCGGCCGCUGGUCAGCAGUAUCGUGGUGAGCUGGACGCCGCCAGAGAACCAGGACAUUGUGGUGCGCGGGUACACCAUCGGAUAUGGCAUCGGCAGUCCCCACGCUCAGACCAUCAAAGUGGACUACAAGCAGCGCUACUACACUAUUGAGAACCUUGACCCCAGCUCCCACUAUGUGAUCACACUAAAGGCCUUCAAUAACGUGGGCGAGGGGAUUCCUGUGUAUGAGAGCGCCGUCACCAGACCACAGUCAGACGCCAUACAUGUUGACCUGUACGAACUCUUACAUCCUCCAAACACCCCAGUACCAGACCCUUCCCCCAUGAUGCCACCCGUGGGUGUUCAAGCCUCCGUGCUGAGCCACGACACCAUCAAGGUGACCUGGGCUGACAACUCGCUGCCCAAGAACCAAAAGAUCACAGAUAACCGCUACUACACAGUGAGAUGGAAGACCAACAUCCCUGCCAACACUAAAGUGAAGAUGGCCAACACCACCAGCCUGAACCACAUGGUGACAGGUCUGAAGCCCAACACGCUGUACGAGUUCUCCGUCAUGGUGACCAAGGGCCGCCGCACCAGCACGUGGAGCAUGACUGCACAGGGCACAACAUUUGAGACCAUCCCCAGCUCCUCUCCGAAAGACGUGACUGUGGUGAGCAAAGAGAACAAACCCCGCACCAUAAUUGUCAACUGGCAGCCUCCCUCCGAGGCCAAUGGAAAGAUCACGGGCUAUAUUAUCUACUACAGCACAGAUGUAAACGCUGAGGUCCACGACUGGGUUAUCGAACCGGUGGUGGGCAACCGUCUGACUCACCAGAUCCAGGAGCUGACGCUGGACACCACCUACUACUUCAAGAUCCAGGCCCGAAACUCGAAGGGCAUGGGCCCCAUGUCUGAGGCCGUAAAUUUCCGCACCCCAAAGACUGAGUCCUCUGACAAAAUGGCUAAUGACCAAGCCUCAAAUCUUCCGUCGAAGCCAGGGCCUUCAGGCAACCAACAUACAAUUGACCCGGGAUCUUCAGUUGGUAAAUCAGGGGUGGGAAGCAACAGUGAAAAUCACAUCCUGGUCAUUGUCAUCAUCAUCUCAGUGGGAGCCUUCACCAUCAUAGUGGUGGUGGUGGGGGCCUUCCUGUGCACACGGCGCACCACGUCCCAUCAAAAAAAAAAGCGGGCUGCCUCAAAGUCCUCAAACGGCUCCCACAAAUACAAGGGAAACUCCAAGGACUUGAAGCCACCUGAUCUUUGGAUCCACCAUGAGAGGCUGGAACUCAAGCCCAUGGACAAGUCGCCGGAGCCCAACCCAGUCAUGACCGAAACGCCCAUCCCCCGCACCUCGCAGGACAUCACGCCGGCCGACAGCAGCCUGGACAGCAACCCCCACCUACAACAGAGGCGCAACUCCUACCGCGGCCACGAAUCAGAGGACAGCAUGUCUACACUAGCAGGCCGGCGAGGGAUGAGGCCUAAAAUGAUGAUGCCUUUUGACGCACAGCCGCCUCAGCCUGUGAUUAGUGCUCACCCCAUCCAUUCCCUUGAUAACCAUCACCACCAUUAUCACAUGGGCAGCCUGGCAUCGUCGACACGAAGCUACCUCUACCACCAGGGCAGCGGGCACCCACGCCCGCAGGCCUGUGCCACCCCCAUCUCCCAUCUAGACAGGGUGGACUCGACAGAAUCGGUGAGGAACACCCCCAGUUCAGAACCCCUCCCUCCAGCCGCCGCCUCCUCCCAGGCCUCUUGCCCCUCGGAGAUCCUGGCCGACCAUGAGGGCAGCUAUCACGGCUCCACCACCACAGAGGAGGAGCCCAGCUACUCCAGCAACCUGCCCCCACACCGCUCAGCCCACCCGCACGCCCACGCCCACCCGCUCAAGAGCUUUGCUGUACCGGCAAUCCCGGGCACCAGCCAUCCAUCAUACGAGUCGCCUGCCCUGCCCAGCACUCCCCUGCUCGCUCAGACCGGGCCUCCCACUCACCCCCACGUUGUUAAAACAGCCUCCAUUGGAACACUAGGAAGGACCCGCACACCGAUGGCAGUCACUGUGCCCAACGCCCCUGAUGUGCCAGAGACUAGCAAGAUGCUAGAAGAUGUAGACAGCGUGCUUGCCUCCCUUGCCCCCUGCCCCUCCCCCGCCCCUCGCAGUAACCCUGUUCCUCUCCCUCAGAGCUACGAGCCCGACGAGCUGACCGAGGAGAUGGCCCACCUCGAGGGCCUGAUGAAGGACCUGAACGCCAUUACCACAGCGCCAUGAGCAUGCACACACAACUGCGCACACACAGACACACUUUCUCUGUCCUCCGCACACACAUACAGAAAGACACACACUCUGAAGUCAAACAAACACACCCAAACAUGAACCUUGGGAGCUAGAGGCUGGUGGACACAAAAUGGCUUCUUGUGCCCAAGAAAACUCUCACAUCCCCCUGCAGAGAAAAAAAAAACAACAAAAAACUCCAGACUGAAACUUAGGAACUUUUUUUGGCUUACCUUGCUCAGUCUCAGGAAGGAGAUUGCCAUGAGAGGGAAGAAAAGUGAUACGCUUCAUCUUUUUAUGAAGAACCAUUCUCAGAGACAAUGAACUUUAAAACAUUGGUCGCUUUCAACCGGAAAAUCGUGAAUUUCUUCCUCAGCAAAAAUACGUACGGUAGGUUUUGGUGACGAACACUCACUCAAGAUGAGACAACAGUUGAUUCAAUGUCAAGUCGAAUGGAGAAAGUAACAAAAUAUGCUGGUUUUGAUGUUGGUGCUCAUGCGGCGCAGUCUACACACAGUGUUUGAUUAGUGUUUUCUUUGUGCAUUUUGUAUAUCUAUUGGGCAGUUUCAGUGAAGUGAAUAUGGGAUAUCAACCUCCCUUUACAAGCAUACAUUAUUCAUAAACAUGGUUAUUUUUUUGUUUUUGUUUUUGUUUUUACCCCCUUGUGUCAUAUAUUGUGCCAUGACUUUUUAUUAUUUUCUAUAUUAUUGUAUUAUUUUUUUUACACACAUAUCCUUAUAUACAUGUACAUAUGUUUUUUUUUU
Messenger RNA from Xiphias gladius (swordfish), 5712 nucleotides. It is a transcript of the gene neo1a, whose product is annotated as neogenin 1a. NCBI's taxonomy places the organism in Eukaryota, Metazoa, Chordata, Actinopteri, Istiophoriformes, Xiphiidae. The coding region runs from base 662 to 4945 and encodes 1427 amino acids. The record is from RefSeq and is a predicted model, not a curated record. Gene Ontology annotation, biological process: cell-cell adhesion. Gene Ontology annotation, molecular function: protein binding. Gene Ontology annotation, cellular component: membrane. The transcript has 31 exons.